Molecule: messenger RNA, 2403 nt
Organism: Lottia gigantea (owl limpet)
Lineage: Eukaryota; Metazoa; Mollusca; Gastropoda; Lottiidae
Exons: 17
Biological process (GO): anatomical structure development
Cellular component (GO): cell surface; extracellular region
Molecular function (GO): calcium ion binding; signaling receptor binding
Source: RefSeq, a predicted model, not a curated record
ACAGAAAUCAAAACAUUUGAAAGUGGAUUUCCAGUUCCAAGAAGAACCGAAGAGGAAAAUGAAGUUAAACCAAUUUGGCAAAGGGAGUCUCUUAUGAAGGAAGCGGAUGCUCAGUUUCUGUGUGCAUCUUACAUCGUAGACUCACCAAUUUCUGUGGCUUGUACAAGCAUUGUACAACAAUCUGUAGAUACCGCUUUGAAUCUCUGUCUUCAGGAUAUUCAGAUCAAGAAAAAUUCUUCGCGAGUGAAAUAUGAUUUAAAAAUUGUGGAAGACAUGUGUGAAAACAGUAUUUUAAAGGAUUUUAUAUCAUAUGUUCCGCCAAAUGACUUCGAUCCAGUUUUCCCUCUUGAAGUGCAAAAAUCUCUUGCCUGUCCUUCUGGUUGUAAUGGGAGAGGUCAGUGUACUGUAAAAGGGUGUGUCUGUGAAUCCUUUUAUUUUGGAUUGGACUGUAAAAUAUCAGUUAUUAAGUGGAAUAAGACAUUUGAAUUAUGUGACAUCAAUCUGUAUGGAUGUGAUCGAGUAACAUUUUUUGUUCCAAAGCGCAAUAGUGGAUUUAAAUGCAAACUAACUCUUGUUGAGUAUAGUUCAGAUCUCUCUAAUCUGUCGAUGUCGAUUGGAAUAGACCUCAAGGCAAAUGAAGUCGAUUGCAUCAUACCAUCAACUAAAUUUUUAAGAAGAGUAUUUUCCCAAUCAAAUACAGAAAGAUAUCAAAUUGAGGUAAUAAAUCGGCGAGGAAGGGUCGUUUCUGAUCGGAGAUUUGUGGUGUAUGAUUCUAGAUGUCGACACUGUAACAAGGCAGUCCAUGUGUUACUAAAGUAUGAAAAUACAUGCUAUAUAGAUGGUAAAUGUUACCCAAUGCAAGCUAGAAAUAUACAGAACAGAUGUCAACAGUGUAUACCUACUGUAUCCAAUUACAAAUGGACAGGACUAGAAGAAAAUCAGCCACCAGUUUUUGAAGUAACAAAUAAACAAGUGGUGAGAUUUUUGGAGGAGGAAGUCAAAGUUUUGAUUUUAGCUUAUGACCCCGAGGGCUCAGAAACGACACUGACGGUCCAUCAUAAGGACGCUAUUAUAACUGAGGGUAACAUACUGGUGUGGAACACUGCUGCAGUUGAACGAAAAGAAACCCCAAAGUUAGAGUUAUUUGAAGUGACGGCAUCAGAUCCUUGCAAUGCUUCAUCGGUUCUUCUGAUUCAGCUAAUUGUCGUUUCGUGUGAUUGUUUACACAAUGGAAUAUGUGCCAAUGGGUUUGAUUCUAUCAGUGGUCCAUUCGAAUACACAUGUUCCUGUCUUCCUGGAUACACUGGUAAACUGUGUGAAGUAGAUAUUAAUGAUUGUGAACCCAAUCCCUGUUUACAUGGUACUUGUAUCGAUCAGUUAUUAGCUUACGAAUGUGUUUGUCCACAAGGAUAUAAAGGUGAAAAAGCUUGUAAAUUAGGUGUCUGUUCAGAUUUAGUUACCUGUAUGGAAUUAAGGGAUUAUCCCGGCUAUAGUUGUUCCCCCUGUCCUAAAGGAUACAGCGGUAAUGGCACUACAUCUAUAUGUGAACCGUCCUGUGGUAGAUACAGAACCUGUUAUGAACCAAAUAAAUGUAAAUGUCCUGAUGGAUAUGCAGGUCAUAGAUGUCAUAAAGCUAUAUGUGAUCCUAAAUGUCACAAAGGAGGUUUUUGUACCAAACCGAAUGUCUGUAAAUGUUUUUCUGGCUAUAAGGGAAUACUUUGUGAAAUUUCAACCUGCCAGCCGUCUUGUAAAAAUGAUGGUAAAUGCUAUUCAUCCAACAGGUGUCGCUGUAAACCUGGGUAUGGUGGGUCGCGAUGUGAGAGAGUUGCCUGUGGUUUUAAAUGCUUCAAUGGCGGUAGAUGUAUCGCUGUAAACAAAUGUAAAUGUCGGCCUGGAUUUUAUGGAAUAUUCUGUGAGAGAAAGAUAUGUCGCCCAUCUUGUUUAAAUGGUGGACACUGUACCAGUGCAGGUACAUGUCGGUGUCCUACAGGAUAUUUUGGCAAAAGGUGCCAGAAUGCUAUAUGCAGUCCUCCAUGUGUACAUGGGGGUAAAUGUAAAAGAAAAAAUACAUGUAAAUGUCCACGAGGUUAUGGUGGUCCGAGAUGUGAAAACGCUAUAUGUAGACAGGGUUGUAGGAAUGGAGGUAGAUGUCGAGCCCCAGAUAGAUGUAUGUGUAGAUCUGGUUGGAGAGGGUUUAAAUGUGAUAAAGCAAUAUGUGAUGUAUCGUGCAAAAAUAGUGGUCUUUGUUUUAAGCCGAAUAUUUGUGCUUGUAAAGAUGGUUAUGCUGGAUCAGAUUGUAGUAAACCUAUUUGUCGACCAAGUUGUAAGAAUAAAGGAUUCUGUAUGGCUCCGGGAUAUUGUUGGUGUAAUAGAAAUCAUUAUGGCAAAGAUUGUAGUAAACGU